Pyrus x bretschneideri (Chinese white pear) is the source of this 1991-nucleotide messenger RNA. RefSeq names its product transcription factor bHLH130. Gene Ontology annotation, biological process: regulation of transcription by RNA polymerase II. The transcript has 8 exons. Gene Ontology annotation, cellular component: nucleus. NCBI's taxonomy places the organism in Eukaryota, Viridiplantae, Streptophyta, Magnoliopsida, Rosales, Rosaceae. The record is from RefSeq and is a predicted model, not a curated record. Gene Ontology annotation, molecular function: RNA polymerase II cis-regulatory region sequence-specific DNA binding; DNA-binding transcription factor activity, RNA polymerase II-specific; protein dimerization activity. Bases 388 to 1692 code for a protein of 434 amino acids.
UAGGAUGUAGUCGGAGAUGAGAUAGGAGGAGACAUUAUUACAAGACGCUUGGUAGUUUUGUUGUUAAUCCAUCUCUAAAGCUUCUCAUCUCAUCUGUGUUUUCUGAAGGAGACUGUUUGGUUGCUGGCUCAGAUUCAGAAAACAAACAUCAUAGGAACAAAAAAAUAUAAAGAUUCUCAAUUGCUGGAAGUAGAAAGUUCAGAGAGUUCAUUUCCAGCUACAGAAGUUCAAGUAAUCUGAGAUUUAUCUUCGGUUUAGAUCAAAUCAGAAGUAGAUCUUAUCUGGGUUUUAUCUGAAAAAGCCAAGUUUGUUGAAUCUUGAAGCAAUCCAAGUGUUGCAAAACAUUUGAAUUUUCAAGAAAUUAAGAUUAGCACAAAAGAAUCAGAUAUGAGCAGUCUUUUAUACAAAUACAAUCCUAAUUUUAAGGCCUCAGAGGUAGAGCUGAGGAAGAACCACACUGCGGAGUUCAUGGAUUCGAAUAUUUUCCAGCAACAGCAUCCUCAGCAGCAGCAGCAGAGCUCCAGCUUAACGCGGUAUCGGUCAGCUCCAAGCUCAUUUCUGAUGGAGCUUAUGGAUAACAAUGGCGGCGGCGGCGGAGGAGUUGAGGAUUUGCGGUAUCUUCAACCGUCAAGCCCUGAAGUCGAAACGGUGCUAGCCAGAUUCAUUUCUUCAUGUAAUGAACCAGAUCACCAUGACAAUGGCGUGCAGCAUCAUCAGUUUGAAAUCGAAGAGAGGCCGGUGAAUGUGAAGGAAGAGUCAGGGGACUCUGUUUCUAAUCACAGUAAUGGUUACUCGAAUUCUACUCAUAUGAUGUACCAAGCUCCUCAAGCUCAACAAGUUCAUGGUUUAGAUAGCAGCUCCUUUGCUGCAGUCAACUCUACCGUAAUGGAGAAUUCGAUGAUGCAAUCGAAAAUUGGGGUUGGAAAUCGGUCUAAUCUUGUUAGACAAAGUAGCUCUCCGGCUGGAUUCUUCCCUAACUUGGCCGUUGACAAUGGCUUCAAUGUGAUGAAAGACUCGGCGGGAUAUCGCGCAGGCAAUGGUGUAAGUGGAGAAGCCAGUCCAUCAACUUCUAGGUUGGGUAAUCAACUGAAUUUCUCAUCUAGGCCAUCUUCAUACGCACAUCGUAUGCCUCGGAUUGCUGAAAAUGAGAAUGGGAACUCGGGAGAAGGUAGCCAACCGCAACCGAAUCAUGGUUUAGGAGAUGCUAAUGGUAGCAAUUCACAUUACCACUCUAGCUUUCCAAAUGAUUCAUGGGAGAAUUCUUCAUUUAAUGACCUCAAAAGAGCCAGGGACAAUGACGGGAACAAGUUUUCUACUUCGAUUGCAUUCAAAUCACAGAACAAUGAUUUGGGAAACCACAAUCACGGUUUGACUCAACAUUUGAGCUUGCCUAAACAAUUUGAGAUGCCUGCUAUGGAGAAGUACUUGCAAUUUGAAGAUUCUAUUCCUUGUAAAAUUCGUGCCAAAAGAGGCUUCGCCACUCACCCGCGAAGCAUCGCAGAGAGGAUGAGAAGGAUGCGGAUUAGUGAAAGAAUGAAGAAAUUGCAGGAUCUUUUCCCGGACAUGGACAAGCAAAUAAACACGGCAGAAAUGUUGGACUUGGCGGUUGAGUUCAUAAAAGACCUUCAGAAACAGGUUAAGACCCUCAAAGAUACCAAGGCGAAGUGCAGUUGUUCGAGCAAACAAAAAUAGACUCGAUGCAAAUUCACAUGCGCGGUUUGUUCAUGUAAAGGUAGCAGUUGAAGAUCGGAGAGGAAAGGGAAAGCAAUUUCUGUUUUGUUUUCUGGUCUAUUUCACUUGAGAGAUAGUAGUAGAAUGGUAGGAUGUAUUCUGGGUGUGGAAUUUUAACCUGUUUCAUGUUAGCUUUUAGGCUUCUGUUAUCAAGUUCUUCAUGAUGUAACAAAAGCACAAUAAAAACUUAGCUCAAAGCACUUGUCCAAGGGAUGAGUGAGAGUCCAGAAGUGAAUUAAGAUUACGAUGUGUUAUGGUUC